AUGGAACGCUUUCUUGUCUUUGUCAAACAGAUACAGAGGUCCAGGAGACGCAAGGGCAAAAAGUACCGUCCAGAGGAGGAUUAUCACGAGGGCUAUGAGGAUGUUUACUACUAUGCUUCAGAGCACCUGCACCAUGAGGGGCCCUACACUAAACAUUCCAAUCCCUCCAGGCCACCAGAUGGCACCCUGGCCAUUAGGAGACAGAGCAUUCCAGAUGAGUUUAAGGGCAUGAGUACUGUGGAGCUGAUCAAGAAGGAAGGCACUACCCUGGGUUUGACCGUAUCCGGAGGCAUCGACAAAGAUGGCAAGCCCCGCGUCUCCAACUUGCGCCAGGGUGGAAUUGCUGCCAGGAGUGACCAGCUGAAUGUUGGGGACUAUAUAAAGUCUGUGAACGGGAUCAACUUGACCAAGUUUCGUCAUGAUGAGAUCAUCAGUCUUUUGAAGAAUGUGGGCGAGAGGGUCAUACUGGAGGUGGAGUACGAGCUGCCACCUGUAUCUGUCCAGGGCUCAGGUGUCAUGUUCAAAAACGUGGAGGUGACGUUACACAAAGAAGGCAAUACAUUCGGUUUUGUCAUCAGAGGAGGUGCCCACGAAGACAGGAACAAAUCUCGCCCGGUUACCAUAACAACCAUCAGACCUGGCGGUCCAGCUGACAGGGAAGGGACUGUCAAACCUGGUGACAGGCUGCUCAGCAUCGAUGGAAUCCGUCUGCACGGAACAUCUCAUGCAGAGGCCAUGAGCAUUCUCAAACAGUGUGGCCAGGAAGCCACCCUUCUCAUUGAGUACGAUGUGUCAGUCAUGGAUUCCAUAGCCACAGCUUCAGGCCCGCUGCUGGUGGAAGUGGCCAAGUCGAUGGGCUCCAGUUUAGGUCUGGCUCUCUCUACCUCCAUGUACUGCAACAAGCAGGUCAUCAUCAUCGACAAGGUCAAACCAGCCAGCAUCGCCGAUAGGUGUGGUGCCCUGCAUGCGGGCGAUCACAUCCUGUCAGUGGAUGGCACAAGUAUGGAGUAUUGCACACUGGCCGAAGCCACCCAGCUGCUAGCUAGCGCUUCAGAACAUGUCAAAAUGGAAAUUUUGCCCAACCAUCAGACAAGACUGGCUCUUAAAGGCCCUGAACAUGUCAAGGUGCAGAGGAGUAACCGGCCAUUGCCAUGGGAAUCCGGAACCAACAACAACAGCAACUUUCUUCCCUACCAACACUAUAACACCUACCACCCCGACCAGUCCCGCCAGACCAAACAGAAAACCUCUCCAAACAACCCCCCUCUGGGUUCAUCGUUCUCUCCCACCUCCAUGAGUGCCUACAGUCUGAGCUCACUCAACAUGAACACACUGCCACGCACCAUGUAUCCCACUAGCCCCCGAGGCACCAUGAUGAGACGUAAACUGAAGAAGAAAGACUACAAGAGCUCAAUGUCUCUGGCUUCCAGCACUGUAGGACUGGCCGGUCAGGUGGUCCACACAGAAACAGCAGAGGUGACCCUUAUCAGUGACUCCAUUAUGGGUUUUGGAAUCCAGCUCCAGGGAGGAGUCUUUGCCACAGAAACCCUGUCCUCACCACCACUCAUCGCUUACAUAGAUCCUGACAGCCCAGCAGAGCGGUGUGGCAUCCUGCAGAUCGGUGACCGUAUCCUGUCAAUAAACGGAAUCCCUACAGAGGACAGCACACUGGAGGAGACCAAUCAGCUGCUGAAGGACUCCAGCAUCACCAGCAAAGUCACACUGGAGAUUGAGUUUGACGUAGCAGAGUCGGUCAUCCCAAGCAGUGGAACCUUCCAUGUGAAGCUACCGAAGAAGCCGGGUGUGGAGCUGGGCAUCACCAUCAGCUCUCCUUCUAGUCGGAAGCCUGGAGAUGCACUCAUCAUCUCUGACAUAAAAAAAGGAAGUGUGGCACACAGGACGGGCACCCUUGAGCUUGGGGAUAAGCUUCUGGCAAUAGACAACAUCCGCCUGGAUAAUUGCUCCAUGGAGGACGCUGUUCAAAUCCUGCAACAGUGCGAGGACUUGGUCAAACUCAAGAUCCGCAAGGACGAGGACAACUCAGACGAGCAGGAGAGCUCCGGUUCCAUCAUUUACACGGUGGAGUUGAAACGGUAUGGCGGCCCGCUAGGCAUCACCAUCUCGGGCACCGAGGAGCCCUUCGAUCCCAUCAUCAUCUCCAGCCUCACUAGAGGAGGCCUAGCCGAGAGAACGGGUGCCAUCCACAUUGGUGAUCGCAUCCUGGCCAUUAACAGCAACAGUUUGAAAGGUAAACCUCUCAGUGAGGCCAUUCACCUGCUGCAGAUGGCAGGGGAGUCCGUCACACUGAAGAUCAAGAAGCAGGGAGAAUUGGCAAGCCCAAUACAGCCCUCAGUAAUGGGUCAUUUCAAUGAUCUGAACGACCUGGAGGAUGAAAGUCAAGCAGGGCAGAAACCCAGCAAACACUCUGACAUCUAUUCCACCACCAUUCCCAGUGUAGACAGUGCAGUGGAAUCUUGGGACGGCUCUGCCAUUGACGCCACUUUCAGCACCCAGGCUUCCACAGGAUUCCAGGCAUCAGGCUACAGCUUCCACAGCCAUGAAUGGCAGAACACAAAGCCCAGCCAGGGCAGCCUCUCCCCAGUCAACAGCAGCCGGCAGAGGAACAACAUCCUGCCAGACUUCGGACUCGGUGUGGAUGACUGGGACAGGCCUGGUGCUAGCGGAGUGUCCACGCUGCCUACCGGUUUAAUCUCAGACAGCAGGUUCACUGUGGGACAUGACGGAACAGAGCCAGACCAGGAAGAGAACUUCUGGUCCCAAGCACUGGAAGACCUGGAGACGUGUGGUCAGUCUGGAAUCCUGCGAGAACUUGAGGACAAGCCAGACAGGCUUCUGAAUAAGAGAAAUCUGGCCAUCUUGGCCACCAUCAUGUCAGGAAGCUCUAUGAGUCUACACCAUGACCCUGUGCCCACCCGAAGCCAUCUGGGCCGUCAGGCCAGUUUUCAGGAACGCGGCAGCAACAAGUUGCAAUACACACAGGCCAACCGCAGCAACACGUUGCCCACUGAUGUUGGCAGAAAGGCUUUCGCCAUGAGGAGAGUAAAGCAAGAGCUCAAGGAUAUUAUGUCGCCCACCCCAGUUGAGCUUCAUAAGGUGAGUCUUUUGAAGGACUCUGACAUUGAGGACUUUGGAUUUAGUGUUUCUGAUGGUGUCCUGGAGAAAGGGGUUUAUGUUAACAAUAUCUGUCCGGGAGGGCCUGCUGAAAUUGGAGGCCUGAAGCCGUAUGACAGACUGCUACAGAUAAACCACGUCCGUACCAGAGACUUUGACUGUUGCUUAGUGAUACCUCUAAUAGCGGAAUCCGGGAACAAACUCGAUCUAGUCAUAAGCCGAAACCCAGUUUCCUCCCAGCCUUCAGAACUGAACCAAUUAUCCAAUGAAGAGUCAGUGAACUGGACUGAUCCCGGAGACACACUCAAUCCGCCCACCGCAGGGCUGGAACCGGGCAAGUGCAACUCUACAGUAGAAGGACUGGAGGACACAGACCCCAACAAGACUUUAUAGCAGAACCUCCAUGGUGCCUGCAAUUGCUCCUCAUGGUGCUAAAGUGACUCCUCCCUGAACAAUGCACUCUGCUGGUGAAAAAGAGAGGUGCUUGUUCUCAUAUAGCACACACCUAGACCUUUUUUCCUGAGAGCAUGAGCCAAUGUGACAAGAGGUCUUUUCCUGGUGUGCUGGGUGUGUUUUUACCCUGUGAAAAUGGUGAUAAUUAUGGAGAAGACCACACUGACCUCUUGAGAAACCAAAAAAAAAAACAAAAAUGGAAAAACAACCAUGACGACUACUGAAACAGUGCCAUCAACUUUUUUGCCAAUAAUCAAGAAUAGUUUGAUGAAGGAUACAAAAAACAAACUAAGAUGCAUAAAAGCAACAUUUUGAGACUUUUAAUGAUGAUAUUGGACUGGCCAAUGGUUGUCAGUGUUUGUGAGAGUUUGUAUGUGUGCGCGAGUGUGUGAAGACUUUAUAUCGCAAGCCUGCAGUGCAGUCCACAAAGUCUGUCAAAAGUCCAACAUCCAUAAUGCAGCCGUCAACCCUUCUAUUUUGUGAUACUGCAACACUUGUGUGUGUAUAGUGUGUGUCUGUGUAUUUCCUCCUGAUAUCUGAUGCCAAGGUCAGAGUGUACCCCCUUUUUCCCUCAAAAGGAGGGGACGACAGCUGUUUUGUGAAAAAAAAAAAUCAGCACAACGAAUUUGGUAAACAUUUUACAGUCGUAAAAUUUAAUGUGGGUUAUAGCGCAAUGCAUGAAACCUUAUAUGAACUAUUUUGUAAUGGUUUUGUCCAAAUACAAGAGCUUGGCUACAUCCACUUACAAAAAGAGAACACACAUGCCAUAUUUUGGUUCUCUGUCCGGUAUGUUGUUUUUCAUUGUAGCUGACCUGAUAUCUCGUAUAAAUAGGAAAUCCAAUGUCACGCUGAUGAGAGGGUGGCACAAAGGCACCUUAUCUUAAAAUUGACAGAUGUCUAUUUUUAUGAAUAGAAAACCAUGAUUUGUAAGGGAUGUUUGUAUUUGAGUGAUGGUUAGUGAACAUGAGGGUUGCCGUGGGCCCUGUUGAGCAUGGGAGCAUAUUGAUGGCAUAGAGAAGGUCAUUUGGGGAAAAAAAAAAGGCUUUGUACUUUGUAAACUCUCCAGAUUAUUGAGAAAACACAUCACUGGCCCAAAGGAUAGAACAGCUUUUUAAUCCAUUUAUGCCAAUGUCAAUCUCUUAGUAGGAAGUUGCAUAUGAACAGUUUACACUCAAUUAGCAUCUAUGAUGAAUGAGAUUAUUAGAAUACCAAACAAAAAUAAUAUGGAAUUGUUGGAAUGGGUUUUAGAUUUCACACUCCAAAAAAAAAAAAAAUAUUAAAGCCUAUUUUUAAGAUUUAUGCAUUUCAAUUUCACAAAAUUCCAUCAAAUUCAAUUUUGUAAUCUUUAACCAAAUUUAAUUAAGAAAAUGUCAAAUAUUUUUUAUUUUAUUAAAAGUAUUGCAAUGCAAUUCACAGGAAAUGUGUUAUGAAAUUGAAAUGCGUUCAUAUUAAACAAAAACACAUUUGCAUUCCCUUACAAAACAUUACCAUGGUAACCAUUGUUUCUGGCAAAAUAAAGUUACUUUUUCAUUUUACUCUAUUGAAAAGUCAUAAUAAAUUAAUAUAAAAUCUCUAUAGUAUUUCACAAUUACAUUUUUUUGGAAACUGAUGGUUUAUGCCAAGUUAACACUGUUUUAUUGUAGCAAAAUUAACUGUAACUGGAGUGAACUGGUUACCGUAGUAGUACAUUUUGUACCUCAUCUAUGAUGGCAGAUUUAAAAAAACUCCAUAAGAAUCCAGUAUUCACCCCUUUGUUUAAGUAGUUAUAAAUCGUUCUGGUAAUUUGUAUACUGUUAUGGUUUUAUGUCUCAUCUGACUUGUUUGUUUUGUUUUUUGUUUUUUUGGACUGCAUAAGCCCAAAGGCAUCAAACUGUUUGUAAAGAGAGAGAGAAAAGAGUCAAAUAAUGAGAGAAUGGAGUUGUCAGUUCUACUAUGUAUGGUAGACCACUAAACAUACUUCACAUUGGUAGCUCUGCUUGAAUAAAAAGAAAAAGAAGAAAAAUGUGUCAGUACAGAAAAAAAAUAUAAUUGGCAAGCUGCUAAUGGAAAUGAAAACACUCACCCGUGUGAAACAUUGCGGCUUUUGAUUGCGUGCCAUCACUCUUGUUAUCAGUGCUCAAAGAUCAUGUCUCACUAUUUUCAAAAGGGACAUUCUGGUACAACUACUGAACUGAGCAAAGAAACCUCAUCAAGGGUACGCUCACAUGGAGUUUCUUAAUGGAGAACGUUUGAUUAUGAAAAAAGUUUCUUUUCUUUUUUUUGGUUUCAGAUAAACCUUCAGGUACAACUCAUGCACUGGGUUUUGAGAUGUUCUCACAUGUCAUAGGGUAAAUCAAUACUUGUUGAAUUACAGUUUUCAAGCCCUGAUUCAAGAGUUAGUUUUCUCUUGGAACAUUGUGAACAUUCAUUACAACAUGCAUUGCUUGCCUUGACCUGUGUUUGUCACAGCACUCCACUGUGUUACUGCAAAUACUCUCUAGUCAUGCAGACAUUUUUUGUGUAAAAAAAAAACCUCAUUCAUGUUUGUUUAAUUUGUGGAAACAUUUAGUGAAGUCAAGCACUGCCAGUUUAAAUAGUGGGUGUCCAUUUUCAGUAUAUGAUGAAUUUAUGAUUAAAUGUCACAGUUAUGUCCCUGAAAUAUUGUAUUUUUAUUUCUAAUUGACAAGUAUUAUGAACUGUAAAGUAUUUUUGUACAAAUUUAAUACUUUGUUAGCAUGAUGUUUAUCGUCUAUGUAUAAAUUUGGGGAUUCCUACAGCUGUAAUCCUUUGUAUGGCCGACAAAGAGAAACAAUAAAAAGACAUACAGAGUGGAGAAUUG
Messenger RNA from Xyrauchen texanus (razorback sucker), 6403 nucleotides. RefSeq names its product glutamate receptor-interacting protein 1-like. The transcript has 26 exons. Gene Ontology annotation, molecular function: nuclear glucocorticoid receptor binding. Gene Ontology annotation, biological process: neurotransmitter receptor transport, endosome to postsynaptic membrane. The record is from RefSeq and is a predicted model, not a curated record. Lineage: Eukaryota; Metazoa; Chordata; Actinopteri; Cypriniformes; Catostomidae. Bases 1 to 3525 code for a protein of 1174 amino acids.